AAACGGUAUUUAACUAAUGAGUUCACAAUAUCUCUAGUCAUCUUGUCAACGAAUAUCAGAAUCUAACAUCAACUACAAAAUCAUAUCCAUAUUAUGGCACGAGCACGCGCUCACUCAGGGGCUGAGGCCCCCAAGGAGCCUCAUGCAGUAUCUCUUAAAGUUUUACGACUAUCACGACCAUCCUUCUCAUAUCAAUGUCCAUUGCCUGCUGCAAAUACUAAGAUAUCGCCAAAGGCGUCGCUGAGUUACCCAUCAAAUGAGGGUGACAAUGAAUUCAUUCUUAGCCCAAAUCUUACUCUUCCUCCCACCUUUGGAUCUGCCUAUGUUGGAGAGACGUUCGCAUGUUCCUUGUGUGCAAACAAUGACUUGCCGCAAGAGGAGUCCUCAAGGGUCAUUACCUCAGUCCGCAUCCUUGCGGAAAUGCAGACCCCUUCGCAGAUAUUCCCCUUAGAACUUACACCACCCAGCAGAGAGCUUCAGACAGAGGGAUUAGGGAAAGGUGAAUCUUUCCAACAGAUCGUACGGUUCGAUCUGAAGGAAGAGGGGAACCACAUACUGGCCGUCAGCGUUAGUUACACGGAGACUCUGAUGGCAGACAACUCGCAAGCCGCAAGCGGACGUGCAAGGACUUUCCGCAAGCUCUACCAGUUUAUUGCCCAGCCUUGUCUUAGUGUUAGGACUAAGGCAACUGAACUGUUGCCUCUAGAGGUGGACAAUAAGUCUCUAGGACCAUACGGCAAGUCGCGGCUGCUUCGAUUUGCCCUCGAAGCACAACUGGAAAAUGUUGGAGACGGUUCUGUUGUCGUCCAGCAAACAACGCUAAACCCGAAGCCACCUUUCAAAUCUCGUUCAUUAAACUGGGACUUCGAUAGACCAGAUGGUCUGAAGGUUCAAGCGCCAUUGCUCAAUCCACGUGAUGUCCUGCAGGUUUCCUUUCUUGUUGAACAAGAGCCUGGUGAGCAGGACGGUCUGGAUGCUUUGCAGAAAGACCUGAAACGAGAUGGUCGCGCUACGCUCGGGCAACUGUCUAUCGAAUGGCGAAGCGCCAUGGGUGACAAGGGAUUCCUGACCACCGGUAACCUGCUAACUAGGAAGCGAUAAUAAUAACCCAGCAGGAACUGACGAGUGACUCCUGGAACUUACUGCUCCUGCUCUCACCGCAAUGGGGGCCUCUCUCACCAUGACCAACUCCAGAUAUGCAGAACGCAUGACAUUCUAUGCCU
Messenger RNA from Paecilomyces variotii, 1223 nucleotides. RefSeq lists its product as hypothetical. The transcript is spliced from 5 exons. NCBI's taxonomy places the organism in Eukaryota, Fungi, Ascomycota, Eurotiomycetes, Eurotiales, Thermoascaceae. The coding region runs from base 94 to 1101 and encodes 335 amino acids. Gene Ontology annotation, cellular component: TRAPPIII protein complex. The record is from RefSeq and is a predicted model, not a curated record.